GCGCGGAGGCCUCCAGUAUGUAAUCAUUAACGAGUUUGACAGCUUGCGGUUUAUAUAAACACGACGAUCGUUGGCACUUUAGUAAAACAGCAUUAUUGGAUCAUUAGGUCAACUUAGCUUCGACAACAAGACUUGUUAAAGCCAAAACCACGAAACUUUAGUUGAUGGAGAGCGCGGCCAAAUUCGAGGUUUUGCUUCCAAAUGACGAUAUUGAAUGUCUGGAAAUUGCAAGUGACAAAACUGUUUAUAACCUGAAACUCAUCUGCGAGGAGCACUUCGGAGUUCCGGUUGAAUUACAAGCAAUUUAUUUGGUUGAUAACGACGAUGUGGAACUACAAGACUGGGCAUGUCUUAAAGAUGCUGCAACGCAUACGUUCAAAUUACAAGUACCGAUUUGCUGGUUAAAAUUACUGACUGGGAUAUUGAACAAUGAGAUUGAGCAUGUGUUCCGAAGAGUUCAGUUCCCAAUGCAGCAAAUAAGUCGAGAGGAAAGGCUUUUUGUAUCGCUUUUUAUGAGUUGUUGUAGAGGUAACUCGGAGAUGUCUAAAAGGCUGCUAGACUUGGAUAUUUUGGUGGAUUUAAAGACUGCGACAAAUUCAAAAAGAACUCUCCUCCACGCUUGUGCUUUGAGUGGCGAUAUCAAGAGCUUAGAAAUGAUCUUUAAACAUUUGAUGAGCUCAAGCAUUGAUUGUAUCAGUGCCCUGGACGUGAACAGAGAAAGUGCUAUGGACAUUGCAAAGCGCUUAGGUAAGGAAGACUUAGCGAAACGAUUGAUAGAAUACUUGUUUGUUGAAGACGAAGAAAAGCGUAUUGGACGGGGUUCUUUUGAGUCCGGUAUUGGUUUAUCUGACGACGAAAAUAAUGAAGCCAUGCCACACCAAGCACAAACAAACACAGCGUGCAAUAUCAACACCUCGGUUUCCAGUAAUGAAAGAGGUGUCACGAAAGUUAAACAAAACGGACCGAGAAAGGAAAAUGAUAGUUUAGGUGACAAAGAUCAUUCUAAGGACUUGCUUAGCAACGGAGUUUUAACUCUAGGUAGAGAUGAUAUCGGAAAAAGUGUCGAGUCCAUUCCUGCAGAAAACACUUCCUGUGGUGAGAGUCAUGUGAUAGGUUCAAGCAAUGACCAAAUCACUCCUCGAUCUUCUAGCUCUUUUUCCAGUUUAUCGGUUGAGGUUGACAAAGUCUCAUCGUCCUAUCCAAUAAGACCGACAAGUUUGUCGGUGAAGCCUUUACUAGGGCGACGCCGCGAGAUUAGUGAGGAGCCAAUCACAGGGCGUCGUCGGGUUGGACGGAUUCACGUCCCUAAUAUUAAUGUCUACGAUGAGAGUUCCGAUGAGGAAGACCGUUUACCGCAACUAGAGGAGACUAGAUGUGUCGUGGGGCACAAAAGCCUUCAAAGGUCCCGGUCAACAGGGAGCAACACCCAGGCACCUUGGAAAAUAGAGAGACAUCACUUUCGCUCCAUCAGCCCACCCAACUCUCCCGUCACAACACCAAGGCAAAGUCCAACAUCCGAAAACCCAAAUCUUGAAAUAAAAGAAGAGAGAGAUGUAUUUGAUACAAGAAGCGCGCCAACCUCCCCACAGGUAUCCCGAUCCCAAAUUCCCGGGAAUAUAACGCGCGCGCGAUCACCGGCCCCGCCGAAUUCGGCUAGUUUUCGCGCCCAAAGUAGAAGACAGUCGGAGCCGUUCGCGCCAGCACGUAUAAAUGGCGGUAGCAAUGGAGUACGAUUUACAAGGCUGCGCAAAGGUUCUGUCAUGUUGCCUCAGAGCCCAGAAUUUGCUAGUAUUCCAGGACAGAGAGUCAAGUCAAAAUCAAUCUGCGAGUCGAAUAUCUCGGAUUCCGUGCGAAGUCACCUCUUGAGUCGAUCCAUGGAUUCUGGGCAGCGCCUCGAGAAACCAUGGAAUGCGUGGCUCGCCGCCAAGCGAGGGGAGACCUCCGCCACCCUGGCACCCACCCCCGAGGAGAGCCUCAAGGUACCGGCCUCACCAGGGGGCAGGAAGAGGUCCUUCCAGCAGUGGCUCAACGAGAAAGACAUGGACGAGAUGAGACGGCUCCACGAGGAGUCACAGAUUGAGGCUCAGAAAGUCGCGCAUAGAUCAGGGAAACAGAUAAAAGGAAAAUCGUUUGAGGAUUGGCUUGAAGACAAACACCGCGAAAGCCAACGAGAAAAAGAGAAAGAAAAGGAGAAAGAGGAUGAGCACAAGGGAAAAGUCGAGAUGAAGCAACAAAGAAGAAGAAUGUCACAGGCCAAAUACCAGUCGUGGCUACAAGACAAGGAAUUACAAGCUCUAGAAGAAGAGGAGAAGAGGCUCGGCCAAGCGAAAGAGCAGCUCGAAAAGAUGAGGCGCAAGUGGGAAGAGCAGGAUGAAUUGAAAAAACAACAAACGUCUUCAAGCAAGCGUUCGGUAAUCCGGACACAGAGUUGUCCGACUAACAAACAGCAUGAUAUAUCACGUCAGAGGUUCAGCAGCCUGCAAGCGUCAAAAUAAUAAUCGCCGGUAUUAUAUAACAUGAACAUUUAUACCUAAUACAGGUCAAUCAGACAUAUAAGGCUUUCCUUACCAGAUGUAUAUGAUUCUCGUAGGGAAUAAACCGCUGUCAUUUUUUUACUUAGGGCACCUCGUUACUAAGGCAACUCGUUACUAAGGGCAUCUCGUUAAUAAGGCACCUCUUUUAUAAGGCACCUUGUCACUAAGGGCACCUCGUUACUAAGGCACCUUAUUACUAAGAGCACCUCGUUACUAAGGGCACCUUGUUACUAAGGCACCUUAUUACUAAGAGCACCUCGUUACUAAGGCACCUUAUUACUAAGAGCACCUCGUUACUAAGGGCACCUUGUUACUAAGGCAUCUUAUUACUAAGGGCACCUCGUUUCUAAGGGCACACGUUUCUAAGGGGUGGUCGAACCUUUUUUUAACUCUUCCUAAGCACUAAAAGCAAACACAUUUUCAGGUUUGCUAAAUUGCGGUCCCUUUUCUGAUUACACUUGAUACAUUCAUGCCCAGUUGUUGUUAGGAUAAGAGGAUGUGGGAUGAUUCACUAGCGCGAGACCCCCUAAGGGAUAGAAGUUAGUUUAGUUGAGACUGGUCCAACGUGUAAAUAAGUAGAUAUAGGUAAGCAUGUAGUUUGUCGGUUUGUUCUCUUCAAUUCAAGACAUUUAAGACACGGUAACUGUAGAUUGGAACCAGAGUUAUUGGAUUCUUCUUUUCUCCACCACUUCUCCCUUCCACAGCUCGUGUGCGGUCAAGCACACAAUUCAACGCCACGGCACGGGUCGUCAGCCGACCACCCAAAAUUUUAGAUGCUAAUAUAAAUCUUCAAUUUCUCGGUUCUUUUUAUGGGUCGUAGCGUACCAAAACUCAAUGGAGCACGCGCAAACAUCGCGUGCGCCAUACACGCAAGGGUUUUAGACUUCUCUAAAAGCCUUUUGUGUUUAUGUGAUAAUUAUCUGUUUUAAGCCGUCUUUUCUGUUAUGGUUUACAUUGUUGUGAAACAAUUUGAAGCAAUAAGAUUGUGUUUAUAUUAUUUGUGCAGUCAACCAAGUAAAAAAAAGAAAAAAACAC
Messenger RNA from Nematostella vectensis (starlet sea anemone), 3569 nucleotides. RefSeq lists its product as uncharacterized. Bases 165 to 2495 code for a protein of 776 amino acids. The record is from RefSeq and is a predicted model, not a curated record. Lineage: Eukaryota; Metazoa; Cnidaria; Anthozoa; Actiniaria; Edwardsiidae. The transcript is spliced from 4 exons.